AUGGACGAAAGUGAUCCUUAUAUGUAUGAUGAUGAAGAUCAAGGCAUCACGCCUGAAGAUUGUUGGACAGUGAUUUCAUCAUUCUUCCUGGAGAAGGGGUUGGUGUCUCAACAAUUGGACUCCUUUGAUGAGUUCAUUGAAACCACAAUCCAAGAGUUAGUUUGGGAAGAUAGUCAUCUCGUGUUAGAUCAACCGGCACAACAUACCAGUGAACAUGAUAAUGAAAACAGACGGUUUGAAAUCCAGUUUGGGAAGAUCUAUAUCUCAAAACCACAACAAACAGAGGGUGAUGGUACAACUCAUACUAUGUUCCCUCAAGAAGCAAGAUUACGUAAUUUGACGUAUUCAUCACCUCUUUAUGUUGAUAUGACCAAGAAGGUGUUUAAAUCAGAUGAUAACAAAAGAAAUGGUAAUGAAUUAGAAUGGGUAGAGCAAAAGAUCCAAGAUGAAGAUUCAGAAACUCGUGUCUUUUUAGGUAAAGUCCCUAUCAUGCUUAGAUCCAAAUUCUGUAUGUUACGUGAUGUAGGAGAACAUGAAUUUUAUGCCUUGAAGGAAUGUCCAUAUGAUAUGGGUGGUUAUUUUGUUAUUAAUGGGUCCGAAAAGGUUUUGAUUGCUCAAGAAAGAAGUGCUGCCAACAUUGUUCAAGUUUUCAAGAAAGCUGCACCUUCUCCUAUAUCUCAUGUUGCUGAAAUUAGAUCUGCUAUCGAAAAGGGCUCUCGUUUAAUCUCCUCUAUGCAAAUCAAAUUAUAUGGUAGAGAUGAAAAGGGUACCAGUGGACGAACAAUCAAAGCCACUUUACCUUAUAUUAAAGAAGAUAUCCCUAUUGUCAUUGUUUUCAGAGCUUUAGGGGUUGUACCGGAUGGUGAUAUCUUGGAACAUAUUUGUUAUGAUGCAAACGAUUGGCAAAUGUUGGAGAUGUUGAAGCCAUGUGUGGAAGAAGGUUUCGUUAUACAAGAAAGAGAAGUUGCUCUUGAUUUCAUUGGUAGAAGAGGUGUUUUGGGUAUUAGAAGAGAAAAACGUAUUCAAUAUGCCAAAGAUAUUUUACAAAAGGAAUUACUUCCAAAUAUCACUCAAGAUGAAGGGUUCGAAACCAGAAAAGCCUUCUUCUUGGGUUAUAUGGUCAACAGAUUAUUAUUAUGUGCUUUGGAAAGAAAGGAAGCUGAUGAUAGAGAUCAUUUUGGAAAAAAGAGACUUGAUUUAGCUGGUCCAUUAUUGGCCAAUUUAUUCCGUAUCUUAUUCAAGAAAUUGACUAAAGAUAUCUAUAAUUAUAUGCAAAGAUGUGUUGAGAAUGAUAAAGUUUUCAAUUUAACAUUGGCUGUGAAAUCCCAAACAAUCACCGAUGGGUUACGUUAUUCAUUGGCUACUGGUAAUUGGGGUGAACAAAGAAAGGCAAUGAGUUCAAGAGCUGGUGUCUCCCAAGUGUUGAAUAGAUACACAUACUCAUCCACAUUAUCUCACUUGAGAAGAACAAAUACUCCUAUUGGUAGAGAUGGUAAGAUUGCCAAGCCAAGACAAUUGCAUAAUACACAUUGGGGUCUUGUUUGUCCUGCUGAAACCCCAGAAGGUCAAGCGUGUGGGUUGGUUAAAAACUUAUCAUUGAUGACUUGUAUUUCUGUGGGUACACCAUCUGAACCUAUUUUAUACUUUUUAGAAGAAUGGGGGAUGGAACCUUUAGAAGAUUAUGUUCCUUCAAGUUCUCCAGAUUCUACAAGAGUGUUUGUCAAUGGUGUUUGGGUGGGUACUCAUAGAGAACCAGCACAUUUGGUUGAAACAAUGCGUAAUUUAAGAAGAAGAGGUGAUAUUUCUCCAGAAGUUUCUAUCAUUAGAGAUAUAAGAGAAAAGGAAUUCAAAAUCUUUACAGAUGCUGGACGUGUAUACCGUCCAUUAUUUGUUGUUGAUGAUGAUCCAGAGUCAGAAACUAAGGGUAAUUUGAAAUUACAAAAGGAACAUAUUCAUAACUUGCUUAACUCUGAAUAUGAUGAAAAUGAAAAGUAUGGUUGGACAGAAUUGGUCAAUGCAGGUGUUGUUGAAUACGUUGAUGCCGAAGAAGAAGAAACUAUUAUGAUUGCCAUGUUCCCUGAAGAUUUGGAGUCUACUACUAAUGUUGAAUCAAAUGAAGAAGAAGAUAUGGAUGCUGCAAAGAGAAUCAGAACUUCUAUCAAAAGUAGUACUCAUACAUUUACUCAUUGUGAAAUCCAUCCUUCCAUGAUUCUUGGUGUUGCUGCUUCAAUUAUUCCAUUCCCUGAUCAUAACCAAUCCCCUCGUAAUACUUAUCAAUCUGCUAUGGGUAAGCAAGCUAUGGGAGUUUUCUUGACCAAUUAUUCCGUCAGAAUGGAUACCAUGGCUAAUAUUUUAUAUUAUCCUCAGAAACCUUUAGGUACUACCAGAUCGAUGGAAUUUUUGAAAUUCCGUGAACUUCCUGCUGGUCAAAAUGCUGUUGUUGCCAUUGCAUGUUAUUCUGGUUAUAAUCAAGAAGAUUCCAUGAUUAUGAACCAAUCAUCAAUUGAUCGUGGGUUAUUCAGAUCUUUAUUCUUUAGAUCUUAUAUGGAUUUGGAAAAGAGACAAGGUAUGAAAGCAUUAGAAACAUUUGAGAAACCUUCUCGAUCUGAUACCUUAAGAUUAAAACAUGGUACAUAUGAAAAGUUGGAUGAUGAUGGAUUAAUUGCUCCUGGUGUGAGAGUUAGUGGUGAAGAUAUUAUCAUAGGUAAGACUACUCCAAUUCCUCCUGAUACAGAAGAAUUGGGUCAAAGAACUCAAUACCAUACUAAGAGAGAUGCUUCUACUCCAUUGAGAAGUACAGAAUCUGGUAUUGUUGAUCAAGUCUUGUUGACUACUAAUGGUGAUGGAGCUAAAUUCGUUAAGGUAAGAAUGAGAACCACCAAGGUUCCCCAAAUUGGUGAUAAGUUUGCUUCUAGACAUGGUCAAAAGGGUACUAUUGGUGUUACUUAUCGUCAUGAAGAUAUGCCAUUUUCCAGACAAGGUAUUGUUCCUGAUUUGAUUAUCAAUCCUCAUGCUAUUCCUUCUCGUAUGACAGUUGCGCAUUUGAUUGAGUGUUUGUUAUCUAAAGUGUCUUCGUUAUCCGGUUUGGAAGGUGAUGCUUCCCCCUUUACUGAUGUUACGGCUGAAGCCAUUUCCAAAUUAUUACGUGAACAUGGAUAUCAAUCUAGAGGGUUUGAAGUGAUGUAUAAUGGACACACAGGGAAGAAAUUGAUGGCCCAAGUUUUCUUUGGACCUACUUAUUAUCAAAGAUUAAGACAUAUGGUGGAUGAUAAGAUUCAUGCCAGAGCUAGAGGACCAGUUCAAGUGUUGACGAGACAACCUGUUGAAGGUAGAUCAAGAGAUGGUGGGUUACGUUUCGGGGAGAUGGAAAGAGAUUGUAUGAUUGCCCAUGGAGCAGCUGGGUUUUUAAAGGAAAGAUUGAUGGAAGCUUCUGAUGCUUUUAGAGUCCAUGUUUGUGGUAUUUGUGGAUUAAUGUCUGUUAUUGCCAAUUUGAAGAAGAAUCAAUUUGAAUGCCGUUCAUGUAAGAAUAAGACGAACAUUUAUCAAAUCCAUAUUCCUUAUGCUGCCAAAUUAUUAUUCCAAGAGUUGAUGGCUAUGAACAUCUCUCCAAGAUUAUAUACCGAGAGAUCGGGGAUUUCUGUUAGAGGGUAG
Molecule: messenger RNA, 3651 nt
Organism: Lizanozyma spartinae
Lineage: Eukaryota; Fungi; Ascomycota; Pichiomycetes; Serinales; Debaryomycetaceae
Gene: RPB2
Product: DNA-directed RNA polymerase II subunit RPB2
Exons: 1
Coding region: 1-3651 (1216 amino acids)
Biological process (GO): DNA-templated transcription
Cellular component (GO): RNA polymerase II, core complex
Molecular function (GO): DNA binding; DNA-directed RNA polymerase activity; ribonucleoside binding
Source: RefSeq, a predicted model, not a curated record